Molecule: messenger RNA, 468 nt
Organism: Ilyonectria robusta
Lineage: Eukaryota; Fungi; Ascomycota; Sordariomycetes; Hypocreales; Nectriaceae
Exons: 3
Coding region: 1-468 (155 amino acids)
Source: RefSeq, a predicted model, not a curated record
AUGCAGGGUCCGAAAUUCUUUGUGGUAGCGCGUGUCGUCGGCCGAGAUGGCGGUAUGCCGCUUUGGAAAGAGAGAUUAGUCCACCUCUGCGAUGUCUCUGCUACGGAGCUGUACGGGGACUCCUACUACUGGGGCGAGGAUCUCGACGGCGAGCCGGACACCCUAUGGGGCCUCGAAGGCUACACUCACCCCAUCGGCUUCUUCAUAGACCACGUAUCCUCGAGCAUCUUCAAGCGCGAGAUGGCGCUAGUGGACAAGGAUGAGCUGCUCAGACACCAGCAAGGCUUGGGGAGCCCGGACUACGACCUCCACCACUACGAUCAGGAGUCUGGCUGGCUCAAGAGGGAAGAUGAUCCUGAUCGACACUCCAAUCUUCUGGAAGAGGUCCAACCGCUGUGUUCGAAAACCGAGGUACACUUCUCAAAGUCUUUUGACGGUCACUUGGAUCUCCAAGCCGGGACUCGGUAG